Mesocestoides corti is the source of this 1308-nucleotide messenger RNA. NCBI's taxonomy places the organism in Eukaryota, Metazoa, Platyhelminthes, Cestoda, Cyclophyllidea, Mesocestoididae. The record is from the annotation of a GenBank genome assembly.
AUGCUGUUCACGAAUCCAAUGCAUGCCUCGUAUGAAGAAGCCUGCCACAAAUGGUACUCCGUUAACUUUACAGCUCAUAGCGAGACGCUUAGUGGGACUCUAUUCCUUCUGACCCAUAAUUCAGAAGGUACGAUGAUUCAGUGGAUCGCAGACAGCGGACUUGUGUCUGGCGACUAUACUUCGCCAAAAAUUCCCCUGUCAAACAUCUACCAGGUUGAGCGCCGGCGCUUGGCCAUUAGUCGUUACACCUGUAUCUUCAUCCGAACGCGUCCAGGUGAUGCCUACGGCCCCUUUGAGUUUGCCAAAGGUGGUUCACGUGAUUUUAUCGAAAAACUUCGAAAAUACAUUGAUCUUCAAGACUACUCUAGUUCUCCAAUGAACAUGAUCCAGGGUGUGGGCACGAAGCUGCUGAACGUUUUCGAUAGCCUCCGGCUUGGUGCCGACUCGGCUCUGAGUGGGACGGGCGGUUUCACACCAAGCGCUGCCUUUCGAGCCGAUGAUCGAUGCCGUCAUUCACCUGGGGCCGACGGUUUCCUCGAUCCCGAUCUUGCCGCGCAAAAGACGAUGAUGGACAAAAUUUAUGCUGAUAGGCUUCACCUUAUUGAUUCUCUCACAUCGACAACGGCUCCCGACGAUGCCGAUUACCAAAUUAUCUCUCACACUCCAAUUCCCCUGUCAAUUGCCAUCCCCGACCUAAUUCCUGUACGAAGAAAGCCUCCUCUUACUAUGGAGGAAUGGCAGCGUCACUUAGACCGUGACGGCCGUGUCACCGUGGUGGACAAGCUACAGGCCUCCAUCUACUAUGGCGGAAUUGACCCUAGCCUAAGACCUGUUGCAUGGAAGUACCUCUUUGGCUACUUAAAAUGGGAUUUCACAGCAGAAGAAAACGCGAAUAGAAUUGAAGAAAAACAUCGCCACUACCACAUCAUGAAGGCAUUUUGGAAAUCUAUGUCCCUCAAGCAAAUGAAGAAUUUUCGGGUCUUCCGGGAACGCAAAAGCAUCAUAGAAAAAGACACUUAUAGAACGGAUAGACAAACCGCAUUCUUUAAGGACAAUUCAUCUGGUGCUCUAACUCGCCUCUAUAACAUACUCAUGACUUACACAUUCUACAACCUUGACCUAGGUUAUUUUCAAGGAAUGAAUGAUCUAUUGGCAGUCAUCUUAACAGUCAUGGACAGUGAGGAGGACGCCUUCUGGUGCUUUGCUGGCCUUCUAGAGCGCAUUGUAGGUUCUCGCUUCACCCCCUUAGCUGGAAACAGGAGGUCACCUGAUAAUCACAUUUACCUUGAAUUUCGUUUGUACUUAUAG